UAGACACGGGUAAUCAACCGGAUUAUUGUUGCUCUAGAAGAAGUUGACAUUAUACAGGAAUUUCGCCCAGGCAGAUGUGUACAGUGGGCGUAAAAUUGCAGAAGCUUUAGGGCAGCGGGUCUUAAUGAUUACCUGGUUGCCUAUAUUUUCAUUUAUCCGGGGCUGACAAUGAAACGAGGAGGCCACGCCACCAAGAAGGCUCGAUUAGAGUUGAGCGAGGAUGGUUCAGCCGAGCCCCCUGAUCCAAUUGCAGCCGCUAUGGAGGCCAAGCGCUUGCGACUGCUUGCUGGCGGUGCAGCAACUGCAGAUUACUCCUCGGUUAAGCCCCCAAGGGUUGACAGUGCCCCAGACCUUUACGAUGCAUAUGCGGCCGGCACCAGAGGCGCCGCUCCGCCAUUCUCAGUUACUACCACGACCAUCACCCGCAUCGCACGACAGCGUCCUCCGCUGGCGGCCCCCGCUAGCGCACUCCCAGCCGGCUCCAGCGCAGCAGCGUCUGCACCGGCGCCCACCGCCACCGCAGCAGCAGCUGGAGGGCGAGAUGACGACGGUAGCGGACUUGCCGCUUUGCUUGGCUACAGUGAUGCGGAGGCUGGUUCCUCCUCUUCUGGUGAGGAAGACACCGGGGCGGACACCGAUAAAGACGAGCAGCAGCACCAGGAGCACCGGCGGAAACUUGGCUCUGAGGAGCGGUCUCAGGAACUGCCCCCCCGGCAAGGUCAGGGCCUGCCUAACGCCCCUCGGCAGCCGCCGGCUGGUGCAGGUGGUACGGCAUCUGGGUCGGCAGCAGCAGUCCCAGCGGCCACCACAACGACAACGUCUUCCACAGCUGCCACGUCUUCCGGAGUAGCUGGGGCGGGAGCAGGAGCAGGACCGGAAGCCCGGGAGGGCGAGCGAGCGGCCACGCCGGAUGCUGGCACAUCUGCUUCUGCGGAGGCAGGGGCGGCAGCUGCUGCGGCGGGCGGGGAUAGCAUGGAUAUGGAGCUCGCCAGCUUCAUGCAGGAGCUAGAAGCCAGCGGGCUGCUGGGGGAGGCGGCUGCAGCUGCUCCCACCUUGGGUGAGGCAGCUGCAACCACCACCACCGCCGAUCCCAACACCGCAAGCGCAACCCCCAUGGAAGAGCCCGCUGCUGCUGCUGCUGCUGUCGCUGAGGACUCGGAGGCCUCAGCAGGGCCUGCGGGCGACGCCGCGGUGACAGCGGCUAAGACGACUAUGACCAGCAGUUCAGCCCAUGCUGCUGCUGCUGGCGAUGGCUCUGCAGCUACUGUAGGCACCACUGCUGCUGCUGCUGGCGGCUCCACUGCAGCGGCGGCGGAGGGUGCGGAGCAGCGUGUGCUGGGCUACCUGCGUGCGGCGCCCGAGUGGUGCAAGUGCCUGGACACGGGGUCGGGUCGGGUGUACUACUGGAAC
This is a messenger RNA of Astrephomene gubernaculifera, 1410 nucleotides long. The record is from the annotation of a GenBank genome assembly. NCBI's taxonomy places the organism in Eukaryota, Viridiplantae, Chlorophyta, Chlorophyceae, Chlamydomonadales, Astrephomenaceae.